AUGGGGGAAGCGGGCUGACGGAUCCAUAACAGACGACCAAAGAAGGCUAUAUUGUGCAGCGUCUGGGAAGGCGGAGAGGCAACGCAGCUCCUGUUUUGCAGCGCUGUCAGCCGAGCAACCGAGAGGUUCCCGCUUAGACUGGCGACAACUUAACCCACAGGGCGCCGCUCAGCGCGCAGGUGGAGAGGCUGCCCAACCCCUGACCCCUCCUUCGCCGUUCUCCCCACGCCACGCGCUCGUCGGGUUUUAUAACCCUGUCGGCCCCAGGAAGAGACCAAUAACCAGAGGGGACUCCGCCCGGCUACCCGCCCCUCUGAGCGAGCUGGGGAGCUCGUGCGCGUGUGACAUUUGGGGAAAGCCUUCAGCCGGCGGAAGACUUCCCUGCACUUUCCUCUCCCUUUCUGUCCAACACCGUCUACCUCAAGAGCAUCCGACGAGGCUUCCUGUUUGCCUCCGAGCCGAGAUCAGAACUGCUCGGAGCGGGAGAAAGAAGGUUUCCUGUUCGGCAAAGGGAGCUGCUACUGCUGUUGCGUGGCUGGUGAAACGGACUCUGGACGGAGGGGAGAGAUCUUUUUUGGAAGAUGCACACGACCCAGAAGGAUACCACGUACACCAAGAUCUUCGUCGGGGGUCUUCCCUACCACACCACGGACUCCAGCCUCCGGAAGUAUUUCGAGGUCUUCGGCGAGAUCGAAGAAGCCGUAGUCAUCACCGACAGGCAGACGGGCAAAUCCCGGGGAUACGGAUUUGUGACAAUGGCUGAUCGAGCUGCUGCUGAAAGGGCCUGCAAAGAUCCUAAUCCAAUAAUUGAUGGCAGAAAAGCUAAUGUGAAUCUUGCAUACCUAGGAGCAAAACCAAGAAUUAUGCAGCCAGGUUUUGCCUUUGGGGUUCAACAGCUCCAUCCAGCCUUAAUCCAGAGACCCUUUGGGAUCCCUGCUCAUUAUGUAUAUCCACAGGCUUUUGUGCAACCUGGAGUGGUUAUUCCACAUGUCCAACCUACAGCGGCUGCUUCCACCACACCCUACCUUGAUUACACUGGAGCUGCAUAUGCUCAGUAUUCUGCUGCUGCUGCUGCCGCUGCAGCUGCUGCAGCCUAUGACCAAUAUCCCUAUGCAGCUUCCCCAGCUGCUGCAGGAUAUGUCACCACUGGGGGAUAUGGCUAUGCAGUCCAGCAACCUAUCACUGCAGCAGCACCCGGGACAGCUGCAGCAGCAGCUGCUGCUUUUGGCCAAUACCAGCCACAGCAACUGCAAACAGAUCGUAUGCAAUAGCAGAUGGACCUGGCAAGAAAGCAUUCUUUGUUGUUAUUCCUAUCAUUUUACCUUCAAGCCUUCCAAUAGAAAUAGUUUUUAAAAAGGCAAUUAACUUUUAAGUAAUCCAGCUUUAAAGAACGCUACAAUGCAAUAGAAUAUUAUAAGAACAAAUACCACUGUCUUUAAACGUUAUGCCUCCCAUAGAAUGAAUAUUGUGGGAUAGGUAUUGUACGAGUUUCUAAGUAUCAAGCAUCAUCCUAUCAUGAAAGCAUAACCAAAGUAACCAAAACUGAUUUUUAAAAAUAAGGUGCAUUUUACAGUAUCCGGGGUAAAUAGUUCAGGUGAGCAAUAUGUAACCUGCAUCAAGUUGAAGAUUACUAUUAUUUUAUUUUAAAUAUUGAAAGCACUGACUGUCAUUGCAACUUUUCGGUACAGCCUAUUUUUGGAGUGAAUGAGUAGAGAAGUAUUUUUUGACGAUCUCAUCGUGGGCUUCGAACAAACUAAGAAAUACGGCCCUUGGGAGGUGAGGAAAGGGUAGACAGCACCAAAGUUAUUUUCUCAUCUGUCCUCUCUAUGAAUGGGACUAUGGAGCAAGUGGUGUGGAAUAAAAGGGUGUAACAGCUGUACAGACAAUUAAUGACACAGCCCGUUCUGGAAAGAACACAUCACUUGUUCUCAUUUGAUGAGCUUGUCACAUUCUAAUCCCUCUCCCCAUCCUGUUUCACUUUUAGGAAAUUUUGACUGCUGGUGUCAGCUAUUCUGAUUCUGAAAUAGGAUCAGCUGUCUACUACAACAGCUUUCUCUUUAUAUUUACUGUAUCUAUUCAUGGCUUGCGAAUAAAGGCAGGAAGAAAUUUGCUGAAUUUAAAUAUUUAACAACUGUACUAGGGAAUGCUUUUUGAAAUGAUUUGUACACAAAUUAAUUCCUAUUUAAAUAUUUAUUUGCAAAACAUAGGUCUCUUUCAUGCGGCUACUUGUUGAGACUGCAAUUCUUCAAAGGUUAAUUCUAUGUGAGCUAUAUUGUGCCUUAAUUGUAAUGCUAUUUAAAGAUAUAUUUAUUUUGAAAGUUGUACGAUGCUGCAUUCUAAAGAAACCCACUUUAGAUGUGAAACUGUAAAAUAUUGUAUUCAUCUCAUGGUGUAAGUUAUUUAGCAGGUUUAGCAGUAGUAGAUGAAAUAAUCUCAGUAAUUAAAGAUGCUGACAUAGGUUUAUUAUCUUCAAUAAGCAUAACUUUUAAAAGCUUUUGGAAAGGUUUUGAUCUUUAAAAUGCUAGUUUCAUGAUUUUCCCUCUGUUUCACUGACUGUAUACCUGUUUUCUUGGAUGAAAGUUUGGAAGAAAACCAGUAGGUUAUCAGUGAAGCUUACUUACUCUGAAGUGUGCUAAGAUACUCCAUGUGCUCGUUCAGGAGUAAGACUCAAUAAAUUACUGUUGUCUAUAAUAGGAGCUAUACUUACAUCAUUGGUCACAUCCAUCCAUAAUAAUGUCUGCAAAUGGAGACCAUGUGAAUUGACUGAACGAUACAGGAAAUAAGCAUAUGAUUUGUCCAAUCCAUGAGUUUCUAUGUAUAGACUCUCUUGGUUGCACAUGCAACUGAAUUGCAGAUAAAUAGCUCCGGUGCCGUAACAGUAAUGCAGAAUUGUGUCUGAGUUCCACUGAUCUUGAUGGGACUUAUUCUCAACCAGAUAUAUUAAUGAUAAAGACUGAAGCCCCAAUCUUAAACACAGUAUGUGCAGACAACUUCCCAUAAAGCAACACCCAUAAUGUAUUUAGAGUGGGUUGUUGGUAUUUUCUUCUACAAAAAAAGGGUCAUUUUUCAGUUUCAUCUCUAUAUAGAUCAACUAUUAUUCCUUUGCUAGGAAAUGCUGCUUUACAUUUGUCCUGUGAAACUGCAAUAACUUGUAAUUUUUAUUCUUGACCUAAAUGAAAUUUAAUAUUUUAGACUGUAUUGGAAUCUUUUUAUACUUGAACAAUUUCAUAAAAGGGAAGACAGGAUAGCAUUUUUAUGGAUUUCUCCAAUGUCACUGGAUUUAUUUUGAAUACUAGCCAAUGUUAUAUAAGAUAUAUAACAUGACUCCUGUGCAUGUUAUUUAUUAUGUAUAUUGCUUUAUAAUGUUUCAGAUCUUCUAAUCUAUAUACUUGUAUUAAAAUAAUAAAAAUGUCAUUGAAUCCAA
This is a messenger RNA of Candoia aspera, 3424 nucleotides long. It is a transcript of the gene RBM24, whose product is annotated as RNA binding motif protein 24. The coding region runs from base 582 to 1271 and encodes 229 amino acids. The transcript has 5 exons. Lineage: Eukaryota; Metazoa; Chordata; Lepidosauria; Squamata; Candoiidae. Gene Ontology annotation, molecular function: mRNA 3'-UTR binding. Gene Ontology annotation, cellular component: nucleus; cytosol. The record is from RefSeq and is a predicted model, not a curated record. Gene Ontology annotation, biological process: mRNA stabilization; regulation of alternative mRNA splicing, via spliceosome; positive regulation of myotube differentiation.